Pteronotus mesoamericanus is the source of this 8739-nucleotide messenger RNA. RefSeq names its product HIVEP zinc finger 1 (gene HIVEP1). Lineage: Eukaryota; Metazoa; Chordata; Mammalia; Chiroptera; Mormoopidae. Gene Ontology annotation, biological process: regulation of transcription by RNA polymerase II. Gene Ontology annotation, cellular component: nucleus. Gene Ontology annotation, molecular function: DNA-binding transcription factor activity, RNA polymerase II-specific; RNA polymerase II cis-regulatory region sequence-specific DNA binding. Bases 192 to 8360 code for a protein of 2722 amino acids. The record is from RefSeq and is a predicted model, not a curated record. The transcript is spliced from 9 exons.
UCGCCCUCCCUCCCCCGCGCCGCCCGGCCCGCGCUCUUCCCGUCGCCCCUAAAGACGCUAAACGUGCCCUACUCUGUCCCGGGGAGAGUACAUGGAUUAAUUGAUGGACAUUAAGUUUAUGGAGCUACCUUUUUGUGACCUGCUCUUCCUACAGUUUCUAAGAAGAAAAAAGGAUCCCUGAAUCAAAGAAGAUGCCUCGAACUAAACAGAUUCAUCCCAGAAAUCUAAGAGACAAAAUUGAAGAAGCACAAAAAGAACUUAAUGGGGCAGAAGUAUCCAAAAAAGAAAUCUUGGAGGCUGGUAUUAAGGGAACUUCAGAGUCACUUAAAGGUGUGAAACGGAAAAAGAUUGUAGCUGAGAAUCACCUGAAAAAAAUACCAAAAUCCCCACUGAGAAAUCCUCUUCAGGCAAAACAUAAACACAACUCUUCUACGGAAGAGUCAUCUUUCGCUGUUCUUCAGAAUAUUUCAGAGUCUCACAAGAAACAGAAUCAUAGUCCUAUAAAAAAUGGGAAGCCGUUUACCAAACAAAAUGGAGAAACACCCGGGAUAAUUGCCGAGGCCUCUAAGUCUGAAGGAUCUGUCUCCCCAAAGAAGCCCUCAUUUCUGCAGCAUCCGUCUGAACUGCGUAGAUGGAGAUCAGAAGGCUCUGACCCCACCCAGUUAAAUUUCCUCGAUGGACAAUGUGAAUCUAGCUCUUUGUCAAGUAAAACCAGGACUGACCAUAGUGAAUGUAUCUCCUCUAAUUGUAGUACUACUUCCUCCUCAUAUACAAACACCGCAUUUGAUGUCUUACUGAAAGCAAUGGAGCCAGAACUGAGCACCUUGUCACAAAAGGGCUCGUCUUGUGCAGUUAAGAUAGAAAAACCAAGACCAAACAAAACUGUACAAUCCCCCUCUCAAUUAAAAAACAGUUCAAUAGAUGCCCCAAAUCAGACUUCACAAGAAUUUGUUUCUGAAUCACAGUCUUCUUGUACCUCAUACACAGUGCAUGUGUCUACUGCUCAGAAGAACGAGCAGGCAUCAAUUCAGUCAAUUUCUCAUUCAUAUAAUCAACAUGAACACUUUGUUUCUAAAUUGAACCAACAAAAUCAGCAGCUUCCAAUGUGUUCAGGUUUCACAAGAUCAUUUGCAAGCCUGCACAAUCAAGAGAACCCCAAACUUGAACAAGUGUAUCAUAUAGCAGUGACAUCAUCUAUAGGUCUAACUUCACCUUCCAAUAGAACUCAGGUUACUCCUCAAAACCAGCAAAUGGAUUCUGCUUCACCUGUGUCAGUAAGUCCAGCCCAGUCUACACAGUCACCUCCCACUCCAAUUUAUAAUUCAACUCCUGUCGCCUCUGUUGUGAAUCACAGCGUAGAGCAAAUGUGCAAUCUUCUUCUGAAAGAUCAGAAGCCAAAAAAGCAAGGAAAAUAUAUUUGUGAAUAUUGCAAUAGAGCUUGUGCAAAGCCAAGUGUGCUUCUAAAGCAUAUCCGCUCCCACACUGGAGAGCGACCCUAUCCCUGUGUGACCUGUGGAUUUUCAUUUAAGACUAAAAGUAAUCUAUAUAAGCACAAAAAAUCUCAUGCACAUACUAUCAAACUGGGACUUGUCUUGCAGCCAGAUGCUGGUGGUUUGUUCUUGUCACACGCAUCCCCCAAAGCACUUAGUAUUCAUUCAGACGUAGAAGACAGUGGGGAGAGCGAUGACGAGAAUGCUGCUGAUGAAAGACAGAAUGAGCCAGGCUCCAUGGACCUGCAGCCUAUGCAGAUAAUGAAAAUGAUACCAAGUUCUGAAGCUUUACCAAAAUCAAGUUCCAGCCCAAGCAAUCCAGAUCAUGUGGUAGGCGAUGUUUCAUUACAGGACAAAUCUUCAGAAUCACAAGCUGUGACAAAGUUACCAAAAGUUGUGGUCCACCCUAUCAAUGUGUCAUCCCCAUUAAGAGUUGACAGCCCAAAAUUUGCAGAUUCUAAGCCUGAACUUUCUAGUGCACAGAAACAGAAGGACCUUCAGGUUGCCAGUGGGCUGUCAUAUUCAACCUGGACAUCCUCCCUGGAGACUGAUGAAAAGUCCCAUCAGAAAGGGGACAUGAGUCAACUAGAGGCAAAACAAGAAUCUCCUGUAGGAACAGUACAUGCCCAACUACAAAGGCAGCAGGCUACCGAUUACUCCCAGGAGCAACAAGGAAAACUUCUGAGUCCUCGAAGUUUAGGAAGUACAGAUUCUGGUUACUUUUCACGUUCUGAAAGUGCUGAUCAAACAGGGAGUCCACCAACUCCCUUUGCCAGAACAUUACCCACUAUGGAACAAGAUUCAAAUAAGAAUAAUGGGCCCUCUGCACCUCGUAUCAAUACACCAGCACCUUCUACAUUGCCAACAGGUGAAAAAGCAUUGCUUUUACCAGGUCAGAUGCGCCCACCUUUGGCAACAAAAACACUUGAAGAACGGAUAUCAAAGCUUAUCUCUGACAAUGAAGCCUUGGUAGAUGAUAAGCAACUGGAUAGUGUAAAGCCACGGAGAACUUCUCUUUCACGGCGAGGAAGUAUUGAUUCCCCCAAAUCAUACAUAUUCAAGGAUUCUUUCCAGUUUGAUUUAAAACCAGUGGGACGGAGAACAAGUUCAAGCUCUGAUAUACCAAAGUCCCCUUUUACCCCUACUGAGAAAUCAAAGCAAGUGUUUCUUCUGUCUGUAGCUUCCCUUGACUGUUUACCUAUUACGAGAAGUAAUUCUGUGCCUACUACAGGUUAUUCAGCAGUACCUGCAAACAUAAUACCUCCCCCUCAUCCACUGAGAGGCAGUCAGUCAUUUGAUGACAAAAUUGGCGCUUUCUACGAUGAUGUAUUUGUAUCAGGACCUAACACUUCUGUGCCCCCAAGUGGACAUCCCCGUACCCUUGUCAGACAAACAGCAGUAGAAGACUCUUCAAUAAGUGAAAUGCAUGUUCUCAGUACUGGACAGUCCUUGGAUGAGAGCUAUCAAGGAUGCAAUGCCACGAGUGAAACUGUAGCAGCAAGGAACAAGUCAUUGGCACCAGGAUCACAUUUAGAAAAAAAGAAGUCUCAUCAAGGACGAGGGACAAUGUUUGAGUGUGAAACUUGUAGAAACAGGUAUAGAAAACUGGAAAAUUUUGAAAACCAUAAGAAAUUUUACUGUUCAGAGUUACAUGGGCCAAAAACAAAGGUAGCUGUGAGAGAACCUGAACAUAGCCCCAUGCCCAGCAGUACCCAGCCUCAGAUUCUGCACUACAGGGUUGCUGGUUCCACUGGGGCCUGGGAGCAGACGCCCCAGAUAAGAAAAAGGAGGAAAAUGAAAAGUGUUGGAGAUGAUGAUGAAGUUCAGCAAAAUGAAAGUGAAGCUUCUCCGAAAAGCUCCGAAGGCCUUCUGUUUCAGAAUACUCUGGGCUCGUCUUCCAGUUUGCCUAAACGUAAUGUUGUCAAACCAAGUGACCAGCAGCAUCAAAAUAUACAGUUGCAAAACUCCCAAAUUCAGCUUGUUACCAGAAGCCCCGAACAGAUCAUGGAUCCAAAGCUGUCCACCAUCAUGGAACAGCAGACAAAUCCAGCAGCUGCCCAGGACAAGACAGAGUUGAAGAGACAUGGAACCGGAAUCUCAGUCAUCCAGCAUACAAACUCACUGAGCAGACCCAAUUCAUUUGAUAAGCUUGAGUCUUUUGAAAGAGGCUCUCCGCUUUCUCUCCAGGAGCUGAGUAGAACAGUGAAGCUUGGGUCCCUGAAAGUGAUAGGAAUUUCCCAAGAGGAAGGCAGCCCUUCUCAGAACACAUCUCAUCUUCAACAGCCUGCACUAUCAGAUACUCUUAGAGCAGAACUUCAGGAAGGUUCAAGAAAGAUUUCAAGUGAACGUCAUGUGCUAGGACAGUCUUCAAGACUUGUUCGGCAGCACAACAUACAGGUUCCAGAAAUUCUGGUCACAGAAGAGCCAGAUCGGGACCUUGGAACCCAAGUACCUGAUCAGGAAAAGUCGGAGAAGUUUAGUUGGCCUCAGCGUAGUGAAACGUUGUCAAAAUUGCCAACAGAGAAACUGCCACCCAAAAAGAAGAGGCUCCGUCUUGCUGAGAUAGAGCAUUCCUCAACCGAGUCAAGUUUUGAUUCCACUCUCUCCAGGAGUCUAAGUAAGGAGAGCAGUUUGUCUCACACCUCAAGUUUCUCAGCUUCGUUAGAUGUAGAGGACGUUUCUAAAACUGAGGCUUCCCCCCAAAUCGCUUUUCUCAAUAAAACAGAGUUUCUCAUGAUCCCAGCUGGCUCUAAUACACUUAAUGUGCCUGGAACUCAACGGGAAAUGAGGCGUGCUGCCUCAGAACAGAUUAACUGCAUGCAAACAUCCAUGGAGAUCUCUGAUUUCAGAAGUAAAUCAUUUGACUGUGGAAGCAUAACUCCACCUCAGACAAUGCCACUUACAGACUUGCCUCCAACAUCCCCUUCUGGCAUGGGAGUGACUGGGCACGUGCCGCUUUUAGAAAGAAGGAGAGGCCCACUGAUUCGGCAGAUUUCUUUAAACAUAGCUCCAGAUAGCCAUCUGUCUCCUGGGACCCCAUCAUCUUUCCAAGCUAUUGCACUUCCUGGUGUGAAUGCAGUGCCGUUUCAGGGGCCUCAGCUCACUAAUACGUUCUUAGCUGAGUUUCCUGCAAAUACUAGGCACUCCCAGACUCAAGUGAAAGAUCUGCAAACAGAAACUUCAAAUUCCAACUCUACUAACAUCUUUCCUGUUCAACAGCUUUAUGGUAUUAAUUUGUUAAAUCAAAUCCAUGCACCCCUUCGCCACCAGAGCACACAGAUGUCUCUGCAGGUGUCUACACCAAGUGUCAAACCAGAUGCAAAUCCCAGUGUAUGUGUAUCUUCUGAAAGUGAGGAUUGCUUUGCUCCUAAGUACCAACUGCACUGUCAGGUUUUCACUUCAAGCCAGUCCUGCUCUUCUAAUCCUGUACAUUCUUUGCCAAAACAAAGUCUAUCAGAUCCAGUUGGGACCGACCAUUGUAUGUCUUCAUUAGCAUUACCAACCAAAUUAGUAGAUGCCAUUUCUAAUUCAUGUGCUCCACCACCACUGAAGCUCGGGCCGCUCAGUGGUCAGGCGCAGAAGGUGCCGACAUCACUUUCAGUGCCCGUGCAUCUACAGAGUAAUAUUCCAGGGUAUUGCUUUGCCACAGUCACACCUCUGCCACAAAUCCUUGUGACUCAAGACCUGUCCAAUCAGCCAAUUUGCCAGGCUAGUAGUAGUGUGGUGCCAAUCAGUGAAGAACAAAAUUCCCUGCCAAAAUUGCAACAGGUUCACCAGAAUGCUUUGCCAAACUCAGAGGAAGAGCUUGUUUGUGAAAAUGUUUUUUCAGAGAUGGGCCAAAAUUCUUCUCUGUCAGAACCCUUGCCUGGAACUCAGAAAAUGCCUAUUGUUAGACUUUCCCCCCAACAAGAAUCUUCAGCUUCAAGUAAAAGGAUGCUUUCCCCAGCAAAUAGUUUAGACAUUGACAUGGAAAAGCACCAAAAGCGAGCUAAAGAUGAAAAUGGAGCUGUUUGUGCAGCAGAUACUAGACCAUUUGAACCACUGAGUUCAAGAGCUAAUGAAGUUAACAAGCAGAAGAAACCUGUUUUGGUGAGGCAGGUUUGUACCACAGAGCCCCUUGAAGGUGUAACAUUGGAACAGGAUAUUUUUUCUCAACCUGAAAUUAGUAGUGAGGCUGUUAAUUUGACAGAUGUUUUACCAGCCGAUAAUUUGUCAUCAGGACAAUCUAAGUCUAUAGUUAUAGAACCUAUAAAAGAGCUGCAGGAAUUUGAAAACAUCAAGUCAUCUGCAUCGCUAACUAUUACAGUUAGAAAUUCACCUGUUCCUUCAGAAAAUACCCACAUUUCUCCAUUGGAAUGUGUAGACAAUAACCAGGAAAGGAAGUCUCCAGAGGUUAAAAGUCAAGGUGACAAUGUGAACAUCCAAGAACAAAGUCAUCGUACAACCACCGCUGUUUCAGUGUUGGAUGCCGGAGACACGCACCAGCUGUCUUUCCCCAGCCUGAAGACCACAACCAGCUUUACAUGGUGUUACCUGUUCAGACAGAAAACAUUGCAUUUGCCUCAGAAUGACCAGAAAACUUCAGCCUAUACUGACUGGACAGUAAGCGCCAGUAAUCCAAAUCCACUUGGUUUGCCUACAAAAGUUGCUCUUUCUCUCCUUAAUUCAAGACAGAAGACUGGAAAAUCACUGUAUUGUCAAGCAAUAACCACUCGUUCCAAAUCAGAUUUGUUGGUCUAUUCAAGCAAGUGGAAAAACGACUUAAGCAAGAGAGCAUUAGGUAAUCAAAAGUCCACAGUAGUUGAAUUCAGCAGUAAAGAUGCCUCUGAAAUUAACAGUGAGCAAGAUAAAGAGAAUUCCUUAAUCAAAAGUGAACCAAGAAGAAUUAAAAUAUUUGAUGGAGGAUAUAAAUCAAAUGAAGAGUAUGUAUAUGUCCGAGGCAGGGGAAGAGGAAAGUACAUUUGUGAAGAAUGUGGAAUUCGUUGUAAGAAACCUAGUAUGUUAAAGAAACACAUACGAACCCACACAGAUGUCCGCCCCUACCACUGCACUUACUGUAACUUCUCCUUUAAGACGAAAGGAAAUCUGACAAAACACAUGAAGUCCAAGACACAUAGCAAGAAAUGUGUGGAUUUAGGCGUCUCAGUAGGUUUAAUAGAUGAACAAGAUACAGAAGAAUCAGAUGAUAGACAAAGAUUCAGUUUUGAGCGCUCUGGGUAUGAUCUUGAAGAAUCUGAUGGCCCAGAGGAAGACGAUAUUGAAAAUGAAGAUGAUGAUGAAGACAGCCAGGCUGAAUCAGUUCUGUCGGCAGCUCCCUCCGUCCCAGCCAGCCCACAGCAUCUUCCUUCUAGAAGUAGCCUUCAGGACUCUGUGAGUGCUGACGAGGACAUCAGGAUUACUGAUUGCUUUUCUGGGGUACACACGGACCCAAUGGACAUCCUGCCUAGAGCGUUGCCCACCAAGAUGACCGUACUGAGCACAGUGCAGUCAGACCACAGUAGUAAGGCAGAGUCCCCAGUGAGGACCAGGCAGUGUGCUGCAAAAGAUGAAGAUGAGACAACUAUUCCUGUAGAUUCUUCUAGGUCACCUGAAACUGUUCACAGGUCUCCAUGUCAUCAAAUGUCUGUAGACUACCCUGAAUCAGAAGAAAUUCUGAGAACGUCCAUGGCAGGAAAGGCUAUUGCUUUAACACAGAACACAUCUUUCAUGAGACUUCCUCCAGCAGCUGAGCGCAGCCCUCAGACAGUGGCGGCAGUUGCUUCAGUGGCCUUGCCGCAGUCUGACACACAGGAGCAGAAGCAGCAAAUCACUCUCCCACCGACUCCAGGCCUGCCUUCUCCCCAGACUCAUUUGUUUAGCCACCUUCCUUUGCAUUCCCAACAGCAGUCAAGGACACCUUAUAAUAUGGUUCCAGUUGGGGGAAUCCACGUGGUACCUGCUGGCCUCACGUAUUCUACAUUUGUACCCAUUCAAGCUGGGCCCAUGCAGCUUACAAUUCCUGCUGUCAAUGUAAUUCACAGAACUGUUAGCACUCCUGGAGAUACGAUCACAGAAGUUCCUGGCACUACAAAUUCCACGGGAGUGGCUGAAUUAAGCAGCGUUGUGCCAUGUAUUCCCAUUGGCCAAAUCCAUGUGCCAGGCCUUCAGAACCUCAGUGCACCAGGCUUGCAGUCACUUCCAUCCCUAAGCAUGGAAACCGUCAAUAUCUUAGGCCUCGCCAAUACAAACGUUGCCCCGCAGGUACACCCACCAGGGCUGGCUCUCAAUGCUGUUGGACUGCAGGUGUUGACUGCAAACCCUUCGUCACAGGGCAGUACCAACCCUCAGACACACAUUCCCGGCCUCCAGAUCUUGAACAUCGCAUUGCCUACUUUAAUUCCCUCAGUCAAUCAAGUAACCGUGGAUGCACAGGGAGCUCCCGAAACACCAGCUUCCCAAAACAGAGCACGUGAGGCACACCCCAAGCCAACUUCUAUAGCCAGUGGGCAUCAGGGCAGCAAGACCGCAUCUCCUCAGGGGUCACCUCAAGCACAGCGGGAAAAUGCAAAAAACCUACUAGAUCCACUUGCCCCUACAAGAGACCAUGUAAGGCUUGAUGACUAUAGUAAAAUGGACACAGGGAAGGCUGCUUCAGUCAAUCAUGUGAAGCCCAAGCAUGAACUCCCUUCAGUUCAGGGCAAACCAGCAUACAGGUCAGAGUCUCUGCCGAAGGUACAUCCUAAGGAUUUCCCAGAGCUGUCAGGCCAGCAGACUCUCUCUCCAGGCAGGCAGGUGCCCAGGCCCAAGGCCCUGCCCCAUAGACAGGCCAUUGCGCAGUUCAGUGAUGUGAGUAGUGACGACGACGAAGACAGGCUUGUGAUAGCAACCUAGUGGCUUUUUCUUUUGGGAUUUUGUUUUUGUUUUUUUGUUUUGUUUUUUUAUAGAACACUUAAAGGUUACUUUGAAAACUCUCCUUCCCUUAAAGCACAUUUUUCUGACAUAAACUCAUGACUAAUCUUUGUGCAAUCAUGAAUUUUUGACCAAUAAUUGUUUUGUGUCAGCUCCAGCCAUUUUUGUACAUGUUGUAUAGACAAUUGUGCCUUUUAGGAGUUUUAUGUUUAGAAACUGUACAGAUUGUUGAAUAUCUCUCUCUAUAUAAAAUAUAUAUUAUAUAUAUGAAAACCAGGUAGUUAUUUGUGUUUAGUAAGAAAAAUGUCAAAUCAACUGAUUAAAUUAUAUGUUGCACUGUUAAGUAUAAAUUUUUAUGGCU